This is a messenger RNA of Fundulus heteroclitus (mummichog), 6873 nucleotides long. RefSeq names its product axoneme-associated protein mst101(2). Gene Ontology annotation, biological process: regulation of transcription by RNA polymerase II. The record is from RefSeq and is a predicted model, not a curated record. Gene Ontology annotation, molecular function: double-stranded DNA binding; transcription coregulator activity. NCBI's taxonomy places the organism in Eukaryota, Metazoa, Chordata, Actinopteri, Cyprinodontiformes, Fundulidae. The coding region runs from base 172 to 6171 and encodes 1999 amino acids. Gene Ontology annotation, cellular component: nucleus. The transcript has 12 exons.
AGAUGGCGGGAAAUCCUUCAGUGAUGACGUCACAUGAAGUGGACCAAUAUGGCGACGAGCAUCAGAAUGUAGCUUCGUAACAGGAGGUCUUUUAUUUUUAAAUGAACCGUUGAUUCAAGAGGACCGUCUUUUAGUUGAAGCUGUCUUUAAGUUGUGCUGUGGAGCUGCAGGAUGUCCGGGAAACUCGGCGAUCAGCUCAAGCCCGGCGACCUGGUGUUCGCCAAGAUGAAAGGCUUUCCCCACUGGCCUGCGAGGGUUUGUAAAUCGGACAACGGGUACAGGAAGCGAGUCCCGGUCUACUUUUUUGGGACCCAUCAGAUAGGCUGCGUCGCGCCCGAGAACGUCGUCCCGUACGUCGGCAACAAGCUGAAGUAUGGCGGCGGCGUCCGCAUCAAAGGCUUCGCCGAGGGCAUGUGGGAGAUCCAGAACACGCCCGGAAUCGGCAGCAAACUCAAGGUUCCAGCAAAGACCUGCACUAAAACAACCGAAGCAAAAGCAGCUUCUUCGUCCACACUCUCCAAACCACCUUCCACAUCUUCUAAACAAGUCCCUGCAACCAAAACUCCCGCUGGCAAACCCAAACGUUCCUCUGCUCCCACUAAGUCUGAGCGCGACACUAAACCUGCCUCGACCAAAAGUACCCCCAAUAGGGUUUUGGCUGAGAAAGAAGUCUUAGAGAGACCUACCAGAGCGUCCUCUAGAUUAGCCCCAGAUGAAUCAAUCGAGUCCAAACAUGUUAAAGAUACUGCAGCGAAGGGUGGAGCUACAAGAGCAACGUCUAGAUUAGUUCCAGAUAAAUCAACAGAGUCCAAGCAUGUUGAAGAUACUGAAGCACAGGAUGGUCCUACUAGAAGGCCUUCUAGAUUGGCUCCAAAUAAGUCAACAGAGUCCAAACAUGUUGAAGAUACGGAAGCACAGGUUGAACCUACUAGAAGGCCCUCUAGAUUGGCUCCAGAUGAUUCAAUCAAGUCCAAACAUGCUAAAGAUACUGCAGCGAAGGGUAGAGCUACAAGAACAUCAUCUAGAUUAGUUCCAGAUAAAAUAACAGAGCCCAAACAUGUGAAAGAUACUGCUGCUCAGGUUGAACCUACUAGAAGGCCCUCUAGAUUGGCUCCAAAUAAGUCAACAGAGUCCAAACGUGGGGGAGAUACCGCAGCACAGGUUGCAGCUACUAAAACAGCUUCUAGAUGUGUUACAGAUAAAAACACAGACCCUAAACGAGGUAAAGGCAUUACAGAACCCAUCCCGGCUACAAUAGUGUUGUCCAGGUUAUCUCUGGAUAAAUUAACUGAGUCCAAAUAUUAUCACCAUACUGCGGAGCAGGCUAGAGCUACGAGAACCUCUUCUAGAUCAGGUCCAGACAAGGCAACGGAGCCCAAACAUGGUGAAGAUACUGUAGCUACAAGAACCUCCUUUAGAUUAGCUCCAGAUAACUCAAAAGAGUCCAAACAUGGUAAAUACACUGCCGCACAGGUUGGAGAUACAAAAACAUUUUCUAGAUCUGCUCCAGGUAAAAACACAGGCUCUACACAGUAUAAAGAGACUACAGAACCUCCCUCAGCUACAAUUGUGUUGUCCAGGUUAGCUCUGGACAAACUACCAGAGUACAAACAUGUCGAAGAUACCGCAGCGCAGGUUGGAGCUUCAAGAACAUCAUCUAGAUCAACUUCAGAUAAAAACACAGACUCUAAGCAGGAAAAAGGACCUACAGAACCUGCCCCAGCUACAAGAGUAUUGUUACGGUUAGCUCUGGAUAAAUUAACUGAGUCCAAACAUAGAAUGGCGCCUAGAUUAGCUUCAGGGGAACCAACAGAAUCUGAAGCAGGAAAAGAACCUAAAGAAGGUGGCGCCACUACGGUAAUGUUGUCUAGAUUAGCUACAGAUAAAACCACAGAAUCCCAACAAGCUAAAGAAACUCCUGCCGCUACAACAACCGCAUCCAGAUUAUCCCCAGAUAAAUCAGCAGAUCCAAGUCCAGUUAAGGAACCAGGAGGGCUUGUUGCAGCUACAAGAAGCAGACGGUCAGCGAGCGCUGGUUCGUUGGACAAGGAUUCAACCGCAGUGGAAACUCCUUCACAAAUUAAAAGAGAGGUGAAAUCAAGAAGAGCUUCCUCAGUUGGGUCUGCCUCUGAUGUAAAACCUGCUGUUGGGAGACCUGCAGGUAAACGUCCAGCUAAGCAGGAAGCAACAAGCAGCAGUGGCCAAGAAGUUGCAGCAACGUCGACCAUGUCUGCAGGCACAGAAAGGUCUGCAGCUGGACGCCGCGUUUCCACCCGGAACAGAGGCACGGACGUAAAGCUCAGUGACGUUCCCCACGUGGCAACUUCUGGAAAGAGGAGGAAAGAAGUGGACAGAGAAGAGACCCCGGAGGUGAAGAGGAAGAAGAAAGAGGAGAAAGAGGAGAGGAAGGAGGCUCAGAGACCUGAGAGCAGAAGGUCAAAAAGAAAGAAGGAGGACGACAAACCCGAGGCAAGAAGAGAGGGAAUAAAGACGAGGAGAACGGAGCAGGAGGAGACGGCUGGGAGGGAGACGGAGGGAAGAAAAACAAGGAAAGAGGAGCAAAAGGAGGAGAAACAUGAGGGGGAAAACGAAAGAGUGAAGACCCGGAAAGCUGAGGGAGAGAACACAUCAGAGGAGGAGACGGGGAGAAGAAAGACGAGGAGAGGCGACAGAGAGGAGGGAAAGGAGGGCAAGAAAAGAGAAGGAAUGAAGAUGAGGAGGUCUGAGAGAGACAAGGAGGCCACAGAAAUAAAGAUGGAGAGAAUAACGAUGGAGAAAGGUGACAGAGGGGAGGAAAAAACGGAAAGAAAGGCUAAAGAAGAGACUGCUGAGAAGGAGAGGGAGGAAGCUAAGAAAGUAACACCUGAGGAGAUGAGUGAGACCACCCAUGAGGGAGCAGAGGAGGUGAAGACCAGGAGAAAUGAGAAAGAGGAGGACACGCCUGAGGACGAAACCCAGGGGACAGAGAGAGGAGAGAAGGACGAGGGGAAAACAGAGGGAUUAAAAACGAGGACAGCUGAGAAACCGGAGGAGAAAGUGGGGGAGAAACAGGGAGACAAAAGAGAAGUAAGAAACGAAGAGGAGACGGAGGAGAGCGAAACCCAGAGACCUGAGGAGAAAAGUGGAGAACAAGGAGAAGGAACGACGAGCAGGAGGACGGAGAAAGAGAAGGAGACGAGGGAGGAGGAGGCUGACGUGGUGAAGACCAGGAGAGGUGAGAAUAAGGAGCAGAAGAAGGCGGACGACAAGAAAAGAGUGGAGAGAGCAGAACCAGGAGCAAUUCCUCAGGUCAGAGGGGCGAGACAGACGAGAGAAAAGGAGACGAAGCAGGAGACGACAAAAGACGCCGCUGAAGGAGAGAGACGGGGGAGGGGGGAGGAGAGUCAGGGGAUGAAGAGGAAGAGAGGGGAGGAAGACCAGAAGGUACAGAAGAGAAGAAAACACGCCGAGAGGGAGGAGAACGAGGAGGAGAGCGAUGAUGGAGGAGAGGAGUGUGAGGAGAAAGGAGACGAGCGACACCACCAGCUGGCGGCCCGCAGGGAGAGUCUGCUUCAGUCUCUGAGGGGUCUGCUGAAGACGAAGGAGACGACCAAGGAGAUGGCGAAGGGCUCCCCGGCCGCAGGAGGAAGGCGCGCUGAGAAGAAGACGGCAGGCAGGCGUGGCGAGCCAGAGGACAAACGCAAAGGAGAGAGGACGGAAAAAAUGUCCACCAGGAAGUCAGCAGCGGCGGAGAGCAAGAACGAGAAACCGAAGAAAGAUAAAGAAAUGAGAACCCGGGACCAGAAAGAAGAGCGACCGUCCAACCCGAGGACGAGUUUAGAGAAGAAGAGGGACGGACAAAAGGCGGAGAAGACAAGCGAACGCACCAGGGAGGACAAGAUGGCCGCCAGGAAGCCGACGUCUGAGAGGAGCGAUGACGACAAGAGAAGCAAGGGAGGAGAGAAGGUGUCCAAGCAAAAGACGAGCGCUGAGACGAAGAGAGGCGGAGACGAGACGGAGAGAGGAACGAGGACAAUCGCAGAGGAGGAGACGGGUGGCAGGGAGCAAAAGAUGUCCCCCCGCGGGUCGGCUGAGGAGGCGAGGAAGGAUGAGAGAAAAGGAGAGGAGGACGCCAAGCAGCAGAAAGACCAGAGGAAAAUAAUCGGGAAGAUCGUGAAAGCCAGCCAGGGGACGAAGAUCCAGGUGAAGACGAGGAUGGGAGGACUGACGAAGGCAGGCGGUGAGGAGGAGGAGAGGAAGAAGGAGGCGACAAGGGGAAAAGAUGAGAAGGAGGAGAAGAAGAAAGAGGAGAAUGUGGGAGGCGUAGAGGAGGAGAAGGAGGCGAAAAAGGCCUCUAGGUUGGAGAAAAGGGGAAAAGAUGAGAAGGAGGAGAGUGUGGGAGGCGUGGAGGAGGAGAAGGAGGCGAAAAAGGCUUCAAGGUUGGAGAAAAGGGGAAAAGAUGAGAAGGAGGAGAAGGUGGGAAGCGUGGAGAAGGAGAAGGAGGCGAAAAAGGCUUCUAGGUUGGAGAAAAGGGGAAAAGAGGAGGAGAAGAAGAAAGAGGAGAAUGUGGGAGGCAUAGAGGAGGAGAAGGAGGCGAAAAAGGCUUCCAGGUUGGAGAAAAGGGGAAAAGAGGAGGAGAAGAAGAAAGAGGAGAAUGUGGGAGGCGUGGAGCAGGAGAAGGAGGCGAAAAAGGCUUCCAGGUUGGAGAAAAGGGGAAAAGAGGAGGAGAAGAAGAAAGAGGAGAAUGUGGGAGGCGUGGAGGAGGAGAAGGAGGCGAAAAAGGCUUCCAGGUUGGAGAAAAGGGGAAAAGAGGAGGAGAAGAAGAAAGAGGAGAAUGUGGGAGGCAUAGAGGAGGAGAAGGAGUCGAAAAAGGCUUCCAGGUUGGAGAAAAGGGGAAAAGAGGAGGAGAAGAAGAAAGAGGAGAAUGUGGGAGGCAUAGAGGAGGAGAAGGAGGCGAAAAAGGCUUCUAGGUUGGAGGAAAAGAAAAAAGAGGAGGAGGAGAAGAAGAAAAAAGAGGAGAACGUGGGAAGCAUAGAGAAGGAGGCGAAAAAGGCUUCUAGGUUGGAGAAAAGGGGAAAAGAGGAGAAGGAGGAGAGUGUGGGAGGCGUGGAGGAGGAGAAGGAGGCGAAAAAGGCUUCUAGGUUGGAGGAAAAGAAAAAAGAGGAGGAGGAGAAGAAGAAAAAAGAGGAGAACGUGGGAAGCAUAGAGAAGGAGGCGAAAAAGGCUUCUAGGUUGGAGAAAAGGGGAAAAGAGGAGAAGGAGGAGAGUGUGGGAGGCGUGGAGGAGGAGAAGGAGGCGAAAAAGGCUUCUAGGUUGGAGGAAAAGAAAAAAGAGGAGGAGAAGAAGAAGAAAGAGGAGAAUGUAGGAGGCAUAGAGGAGGAGAAGAUGAAAAAGACUUGUGGGAUGGAGAAAAGAGAAAAGGUGGAAGAGAAGAAGAAGAAGUCUGAAGCUAAGUCUAAAAGUAGCUCUGAGACGGAGGAGAAAACAGAAAAACAGGAAGAGAAGAAGAACCAAGAUGGAGGCAAGAUGGCAGGAAAACGGGAGGAGCAGGAAGGCGGGAAGGAAGCCAAGCUGAUGAGAAUAACGCGGGAGCAGAGGAAGAAAGACGACAAAAAAGAGGGCAGAACGACUUCAGGCCGACCAGGACGGAGUAAAGAGGAGACGAAGAGGGGGAGAGGCCGACCUGAGGCGCCUCCUGACGGUUUACGGGUCAAAGCCGAGGAGAAGGAGGAAGCUGACGGAGAUGGCAGAACCAGGAAGGAGCCGGGACCGCACAAGAGGAGUUCCAGUCCAACCCCGACGGACUCGACUCUGCACCGGAUCAACGGCGAGCUGCGGAUCUCUCUGAAGACAGACAAGCCUGACAUCAGGAAGUGUCUGUCAGCGUUGGACCAGCUCAGCAUGCUGUAUCUAACGUCCCAACACGCCCAGAGACACACCGAGCUCGUCGCCACGCUCAGGAAGAUGCGGUACUACCGGGCCAGCCAGGCCGUCAUGGACAAGGCCUCCAUGCUCUACAACCGCUUCAGGAACGCCUUCCUGGCCGGGGAGGGCGAGCAGGAGGUGGUGAGCGCCGCCUUCCUGCGCUCCCUGCUGGAGGAGAAGGAGAGGGAGGAGGCGCAGAGGGCCGAGCUUAGGAUGGCGACGCUGCAGAAGGAGGCGCAAACCCAGGGUCCAGUGGACUCCUCCUGAGACCAGAACCCACCCGUCACUGUGGGCGGGUCCCACUCAGCCGCGCGUUUACCUGCCGACGGGCAACGUGUGACAUCAUGACGCUCGUACCGGAACGUUGGAGCGUUUUUUUUAUUUUAGUUUAUUUAGUUCUUUAUGUCAGCUACUGCAGGGCAUUAACCUGAAACACUGAGUUACUGGUGCUAAUUUUACCUCCUGUCUGAAGCUCCUGCUUAAACUCCUCUGGUGCUGUUUGUUCCCAGCCCUGCUCCUCGAGACAGGGGCUGAUGGGAAAUGUAGUUGUCCUUUUAGUUUUAAUAUUUCACUGUGUGCGAGUCGAAACGUAAAGCAUUAAACCCGAACGUGUAGAAAGGUGGUGCAGACGAAGCUCCUCUCUGCUUGUUGCUUUUGUAUAAAUCUGUACAGGAAAGUUUUACUCUUGUACCUGUUGGGGUGUUUUUACCUGUGUGCGUGUUUGUAAAUCUGCAUUUUUCUAAUGUUUUUUUCCAUAAACGCGGCAGCCGGAUGCCUUAUUCUGCAUAAUGGAUGUCCUCUUUGCACAGAGUGCUGCUAAACUGCUCCCUGCUGUCUUUGCAAACAUUUACUGUUCACACUAAAGUCCAAGAGCCUGGAAGAUUUCAACUUUUUAUUUAACCAAGAAUCAUCUGAUCAGGAAGGAGGCAUACCUCAAUAAAUAAAACAUUUUAUCCCCCCGGUAACUGA